AAAAAGCACAAACUAACGUCAUUUUUGGUUUUCGCUUUUUUCUUAUUUCGUCUCAAGUACUUAAGAACGAAGAAGAUUAUUCAUCAAAACAAUUAAAGAAACAUGUUUGCACUUAAAAGAAGCACCUCUCGCCUGUAUCCCACUUGCAUGCAGUUUGCAAAAAUGUCCCAAUUGGGUGACCUUGGAAGCGGCGCUGGCAAAGGAGGCGGUGGUGGUGGAUCCAUCCGUGAAGCUGGAGGUUCAUUUGGCAAGUUAGAAGCCGCCAGGGAAGAAGAAUACUUUUACAAGAAGCAAAGACAACAACUUGAAAAAUUGAAGAACGACCAGAUCCACCAGGCCGAAUUCCAUCACCAGCAGAUCAAGGAACACGAAGAAGCCAUUGAGCGUCAUAAGAAGUUCCUUGAAAAUGUCUCAUCAAAGUAAAGAGGGACAAGUACAAAUAAUGCUCUCGCACCAACAAAAUAAACUGGUACUGCACCGAAAAUAUAAAAAGCUGCCAUUCUUCCAUAAUACAAAACGUCCAGCGGCAUAAAACGAAAAACGAAAAACAACGCAGUCUUUUUCCAUACAACUUACUACAAACAAAAGUAGCUUUGCCUUAAAGAACAACAAAUUAAAGUUUCUUAAUAUUUUUAUAAAAGUCUUGAUGUUUUUUCUCUUUUUUAUUUUUGUAUUUUGAUUUUAUAUCUCUUUUUGAAAAAUUGCACUCAGGUAUAAUUAAUUAUUCCAAUAAAGAAAAUAAAUAAUUCUCUAUGA
This is a messenger RNA of Eupeodes corollae, 756 nucleotides long. Its product is annotated as ATPase inhibitor mai-2, mitochondrial. The transcript has 4 exons. The coding region runs from base 103 to 423 and encodes 106 amino acids. Lineage: Eukaryota; Metazoa; Arthropoda; Insecta; Diptera; Syrphidae. Gene Ontology annotation, biological process: negative regulation of ATP-dependent activity. The record is from RefSeq and is a predicted model, not a curated record. Gene Ontology annotation, cellular component: mitochondrion. Gene Ontology annotation, molecular function: ATPase inhibitor activity.